AUGACAAAUCAGUUCAAAGUGCAGAUAACUGCCCAUUAUAUACCGGGAGUUUGCAACUCAAUCCCCGAUUGCCUCUAUCGGAAGAAAGAACUUCCAGAUUGGCACCUAUCGAGUCGGGUAACACAUGAUUUUCCAAAAGUGGGAUCAACCCGAGGUGGAUCUAUUUGCAACAAAUGUAUCGGCAGUAGUUCCUCAAUAUGUGACUCAGUCGAUACACGAUACAAAAGGGUUAUUUGUAUAUGCCUUCAGCAGAAACUGGGACUAUCAGUUGGCUUGGGUGUUUCCACCACCAAUAUUAAUUCCGAGAGUCCUACAACAUCUAAACAAGGCAAAAGGAAUAUAUAUAAUAAUUGCCCCGAAUUGGGAACGAGUAUUUUGGAAACCAGACUUACUAGCCCGAGCGAUAGCCUCACCAAUACCGAUUCCAGAUCUUCAGAGCAACUAAAUAUGCAGUCGAGAAGACCUCUACCGGAAGCGCACAUGCUUUCUUUGGAGGCUUGGAAGGUCCGGGGUGGAACGAUCACCUAA
Psylliodes chrysocephalus is the source of this 528-nucleotide messenger RNA. NCBI's taxonomy places the organism in Eukaryota, Metazoa, Arthropoda, Insecta, Coleoptera, Chrysomelidae. The record is from the annotation of a GenBank genome assembly.